This is a messenger RNA of Silurus meridionalis, 4235 nucleotides long. RefSeq names its product Ras association and DIL domains (gene radil). The transcript has 16 exons. The record is from RefSeq and is a predicted model, not a curated record. Gene Ontology annotation, biological process: substrate adhesion-dependent cell spreading; signal transduction; neural crest cell migration. The coding region runs from base 286 to 3648 and encodes 1120 amino acids. Gene Ontology annotation, cellular component: microtubule. NCBI's taxonomy places the organism in Eukaryota, Metazoa, Chordata, Actinopteri, Siluriformes, Siluridae. Gene Ontology annotation, molecular function: GTPase binding.
CUGCCUCUCGGUCCUCACACGGCGGCGGCUGCCCCUGUGGAAACGGCGACUAUAAUACGGCGCUGUAAUAAAAAUUAAAUAUUAAAAAGGAGAAAAUGAAGCGAUAAAAUGGUCGCCACGGUGCUUCUGGAGGACGGACCUAAUUCCACAGAGCUCUAAAAUGACACAGGCUGGAGAGAGUCCCACACCGCCGGAGCUCCAGCACCUCACCCGGCGGAGCGCAUCGGAAUGAAGCCGGCUACCGCAGUCAGUUCCUAGUCUUUCUAUCUGGAACGUUUUGGCACCAUGUUCUACGGCUCCUCUUCAGCCAGCAUGUCACUGCCCUCAAAGAGUCGCCUGAAGCGCCAGAGCCGCACCAUCACACAGGUCCUGUACCGAACUCUGAGCUAUCGGGACCGUCGCUCAGUCACCGACCUGCCCGAGCAAGUGCGGGAUGAUCCGGCAGAGCUAUCCACACAGACCUCAGCUCCAGGUGUGCUCAAGAUCUUCGGGGACGAAAUCAGCGCUGGGGCUAACUACAAGAGUGUUUUGGCCACUCCGCGUUCCAGUGCGCAAGAACUUAUUAAGGAGGCACUGGAGCGCUACUCUCUAAACAAAGGUUCAGCCAGCAGCUUUGUGCUCUGCGAUGUGAUCGGGAGGUUCGAGGGUGCCGAGCGGCACUGGAGGACAGAGUGCUUGCGGGCUCUGGGCAGCAACGAGAAGCCUCUCCUCCUGCAGGAGCUGUGGAAGCCAAGGGAAGGAUUCGCGAGGCGCUUUGAGCUCAGGCGCAGGGCCGAAGUGGAGGAGCUGGCAGCUAAAGAGAAAGACACGGUAACUGCAGGAGCUCACACACACUCCCCUGUCUUAACAUCUACCCUGACUAGGGGUGCACAUGCUAAAUGUCAACGGAGUUCCCCCCGGGGCUGGCGUGUGGUUCUGCCCAGCACUGCAAAUCUUAAAGAUAUAAACGCACAGGCGCGGAAACUACAGCGGAACCGCGCUAAAGGAACCAUGACCCUGCAGCAUGGCUCCGCGUUCUGCCGCAGCCUCAGCGAAACCAGUCUGAACCUGGUGGGCGUGACUGGGGAGGAACCGAAGCGCUACUCUACACUGCCCGGGUCAGGCCGAGCACACUCGGAUGGACGCAGAGAGGGGGGCGGAGUCAAGCAUUCCCUCUACCAAUCACCACAUUUGCUGCUCCUACAAGGUUUUAACCAACAAGACUGCCUGGUUUACCUGCUGAACAAAGAACAGCACACGGUGGGUCAGGAGACAGCAAGCACACGUCCAAACAUCUGUCUGUCAUCUCCGGACAUUCUUCCACUCCACUGCCGCAUACGCCGCCGCCGCUCUUCGUCCUCAUCCUCCUCGUCCUCUUCCUCCUCCUCCUCUACUUCUGAUCAUCGGCUCUUACUGGAACCGGUCAGCCACGGCACCGUGCUGAUCAACUUCACCCGUAUCGAGCGCCCCACUUCGCUCCGUCAUGGUGACCUGCUGUCAUUUGGCUCCCAUUACAUCUUUCUAUACAGAGACCCCCUGAGCGCCAAGCCACUACCAGGCCACACCCUGGCCCGCCUCCGUGCCCUCGGCGCUUUGAACGCAGAGGCGUGUCCGACGUGCGGCGCUGCCCCACGGGAGCAGGCAGGAUUUCGACAAAGCUCAAAAAACGCAAAGGGCUCAAAGAAGAGGAAGUUGGCGCUGGAGUUCGAAAGAGCCCAAGAGGACGCCUUGGUGAACCGGGUUCUCACACUGAUUGAGCCGAGCGGCGAUGAUCACAAGCUCACCCCGGCGUACCUGCUCUGCCUGUGCAUCCAACACUCAGCGAUUUCAUUCCCGCCCGGAAGCUUUGGCAAACUGCUCCUCAAAAUUUCCAAGAAGAUCCAGAGCAUCGCAUGGGAGAAGACAAAGGAAUUGGCACAGAAGCAAGCUCAGCAUCAGGAUCCAGCCUCCCUCUCACUUCUUAGCAUCUCAGACUUCGUGCCAGACCUUCAGGUCAUUUUCUUUUGGAUGGCGAACGCUAUCGAGAUCCUCUACUUCAUCCAGCAGAAAUCGCCUACGUACAUGCAGAAUAUUGAAAUGAUGGACAGCAAAGCUGGAUCGAAGGAGUCGCUCCUGUCAGCGACGAUAUCAGCCAGCGAAGAGGUGAUGAGCAUUCUGGAGGAAGUGAUCAUGUACACGUUUCAGCAGUGCGUCUACUACAUCACGAAGUCCUUGUACGUGGUGUUCCCAGCCUUGUUGGACUGCAGCCCGUUUAGAGGCGAGACGUCAUCGGAGGCAUGUCGGCGGGUUACGGGUGCACGGGCGUGUGCCUGCAGCUUGUGUGUCAUGCCCGAGGCAGUACGUCGGGCUCUGUGUGUGUUUCAGACCACAGCUGAACUCAUGCAGCAGUAUCAAGUUCAUGCCGAGAUCCAGAGCCAAAUGUUUGCCUACCUCUUCUUCUUCACCAAUGCCUCGCUCUUCAAUCUACUCAUUGAUAAAGGUCCAGUGAGGGGCUGGUUUCACCGCUCCCAAGCGUUGCAGAUACAAGCAUGUUUGCGUAUGCUCCUCGACUGGGCCAAAGGAGCAGGACGGGCCCAGAUUGCUCAGAGGUUUUUCGCCAGACUGUGCAGCAUGGUCACCAUCCUCAUCACUCCCGCCUCGCAGCUCUCACAGAUGAGUUGGAAAGUUUUGCGGGCCGAACAUCCGUGUCUGAAACCUGUCCAGCUUCACCGAAUCCUUACACAAUACCAACUGACCAGCGAAGUGGGUUCCGUUUCAAUCUGGCAACCAAGCAGUGAAGACGAAGCCUACGUUUACAGAACUGUUGAUCUGUUGGAGAGCUUUGAUAACCACCCUCCCAUCGUGCUACCCAGCGCUGGGUUUAAGGUGGACCUGGAGAGUGAGUGUGUCGACGACAGCAUCUACAGACAGCUGCUUUACAUCCGCCAUUUUCUGUGGGGUCUCCGCACCAAGACCCAUAGCAGCGCAGACAGACAGGACAUUCAGCGUGGAGAGGGAGAAGGAGAAGUCCACGUUCCUUCCGUUGGAGGACGAGGAGAGGGCUCGGGAGCCGAGGAACGGCCUAGAGAACGAGCACGCGCAUCUCAUCACAAAAAUGGAACAGGCUCACGGCACGCCCCGGAUUUGUCCUGCCUGCUCACGCCACCUAACACACCUCUGUUCCCGGAAUUCACACACAAUCCAUACGCCAAACACUCGCAGAAGGAACAUAUUCUGGCCAAUGGGUGUACACGCUCCACUCCUGAGCACAAGAUCAUCAAUGGAUACAUCAGUAACGGUACUGAAGGCCCUCCUAAUGGGUGUGGCUUUCCUUUCCCCAUCCCUCUGGCCCAGUCGCUUGGCAAUAACUCUGAUCCUGUGUGUUCCGUCUUUGUAGUGGACUUGGACAAAGGACCCUAUGGCCUGGGAAUGGGACUCAUCGAUGGACUUCACACUCCGCUGAAUACCCCGGGAAUCUACAUCCGCACACUGAUCCCUGACGGACCGGCCGCUUCAGACGGACGUCUGCACAUCGGAGACCGGAUCCUGGCUGUAAACGGGAAAAGCCUCAUCGGAGCCGAUUACCAGAGCGCCGUGGAUCUGAUCCGUCUAGGCGGAAGACGGCUUCGCUUUCUCGUGGCGAAAUCAGAUCCUGAAGUGUCUGAGAAGAUCAGUGCUUCUUCCUGCUGAGAGAGAGAACGAGGGUCCAGAUUGGAGCGCACUCUUCUGGAAACAAAUGGAGUCGAAUGCUAAGCGUCCUCUCCAUGGUGAGGAUAAAGAGAAUAAGCACAUGGAUAAGAUCUCUCAGAGACUUCUCUCCUUCACCUCACACCACACUCAGGAGAGAGACUUAGCACAGACCACAACAGCGUCAUCUUCUCUUCUUUUUCUCUUCUGCUCUUUGCCCUGGAGUCUUACGCAAUUCCUUCAGAAAACGUUAACACAAAUGUAUCGAAAUUCAACUCAAGACACAAUAUAUCCUGUUUACAAACAUUUCCAUGAUAUCAAUUUAGACAGUAAACAAAUCAUCUGAUCUUCUAAAUGUACAGGAGCGUAAGAAUAAUGGAACAGUAAACUGAUAAACGAGUGGAGGAAUUAAGAAACAGCUUCAUUCAGCUUGUGUAUGUAUUGUCAAAUAUUGCACUGGAUGAACAUUCUUCUUCUUCACUCCUCUUCUUCACUCCUCUCUUCUUCAUUACUUUCUUCUUCACUCCUCUCUUCUUCACGCCUCUCUUCUUCACUCCUCUUCUUCACUCCUCUCUUCUUCACUCCUUUUC